AAAUAUUAUUCUUUAUGUGAGUCUGGCCGAAAUAUAACUUUUAUUUUUUUUUGUGUCAUUUUAUAAUUAUAAUUUAAUGUAUCAAUCACAAAUAUCACAAAGCUGUGAAAAAUGACAAAUGAAGACGAUUAUGGAGAUCCAUCUAGCGAUACUGGAUUAGCUGAUUUUCUAGCUGUCCACCUCGUUAGCCAAGUCUUAGAAGAGGCCUGUAUUAUAGUAAAUAAUGCUAGAGAUUCUGGUCAUCCAUGGAGAUACAUAUCAAGUCUAAAAAAAAUACGGAACUAUCGAUGGGAUGAGAUUAACAAUGAUGAAUUGACUUUUGUUGUUUCAAAGGAUGAUAGUCAGUACGAGAAUCAAGAGAAUAUGGUCGUUACAUCAACACCUCAAAAAAUAGAAAAUAAUAUCGCAAAAUCUAGAAACGAAGUUAGUUUUAUGGGUCAAGGUGAUGAAGAGUUGGAAGUGAGAGGACCUUACGAAUUGCGGAAGUCUACUUCAAUGUUUAUAAACCAUUUAUUUGACAUGAGUGAUGUUGAGCAUGUAAUUAUUACCGAUGGACCAAAUAUGAUAGAAAAUAGAAAUACCAGAUCUGAAGAAUUAUUAACAGAAACAAAUAAAAAUAAUUUAGAAGGCAAACAACAAAGUAUCCAACUUCAAGCGAAUGCUUACGAAGUGAAGAGCGAAGAAAAUUACUCGAGUUACUCAUUUUUAAGCGAUGCUCUUUUUACCGAUAACCCUAAAGAUUUUGAUUUUUUUAAAUGUGAUAAUGAUAAAACUAAGGAAAACAAACUAUUGGACGAUGUUCAAAAUUCUACAAUUAAAGAAUUGACGCGUAAUCUAAACGAAACUAUAGAAAAAAUGGAUAACAAUGAUCUUGAAAUGUACGAAAAUGCAUUUUUAACCAUGAAUCGUGAUUAUGAUCAAAAUUCGGAAGAAGACGAGCCUGUCUUACAAGAUCCGAAGGUAGCUUCUUUGGAGGAAGUAGAUUUAAUAACUAUCAGCAAUUCUAACGAUAACGUAAUUAAACAUGAGACAGCAAAGGAGUUAAAUGCUGUAUCUGGAGUAUCCAAUACUGGUACUAGUUCUCGAAAGAGUAAUAUUAUGCGUCGUUGCCGGAAUCAGGGAGUAAAACUUUUAUCUUGCUUAAGGGGAUGGUUAUGGCGAAAGAAACUGUUUGGAAAACGCAAAGAACCUCGUGGCUGCGGUUCGAUUCGAGGGCUAUAUCCUCUAUCGCCUGAUGCCCGUCGUCGAGCGGCUAGUCUUCUUGAUCACCGAAAUUUAAGCACACCAUCCCCUCCAAGAUCAGUUGUGUGGAAGUUUAACACUGUCAACGAAGCUCUUGUUCAUUCUUCUCAUUGGAAAGAUUUUGAAUUUAAGAUGAAUCUCAAUGAAAACGAUGAAUUUUGAUUUAAUUGAUAACGAUAGUUGAUAUUUAUUACAAAAUAUUAAUUAUUAAUAAUAAAAAAUAUACUUAUAUGA
Nymphalis io (European peacock) is the source of this 1476-nucleotide messenger RNA. RefSeq lists its product as uncharacterized. The coding region runs from base 112 to 1404 and encodes 430 amino acids. NCBI's taxonomy places the organism in Eukaryota, Metazoa, Arthropoda, Insecta, Lepidoptera, Nymphalidae. The record is from RefSeq and is a predicted model, not a curated record. The transcript has 9 exons.